Messenger RNA from Papilio polytes (common Mormon), 1798 nucleotides. Its product is annotated as cyclin-dependent kinase-like 1. The coding region runs from base 68 to 1597 and encodes 509 amino acids. Gene Ontology annotation, molecular function: ATP binding; cyclin-dependent protein serine/threonine kinase activity. The record is from RefSeq and is a predicted model, not a curated record. Lineage: Eukaryota; Metazoa; Arthropoda; Insecta; Lepidoptera; Papilionidae. The transcript has 15 exons. Gene Ontology annotation, biological process: protein phosphorylation. Gene Ontology annotation, cellular component: nucleus.
GUGUUGCGAUCCGGCUGUACAGCGUCCCCCCGCGCGGCUCCCGCCCCCCUCGCCUAGCGCACGCGGCAUGGACAAGUACGAGCAACUAUCUGUUGUAGGUGAAGGAUCAUAUGGCGUGGUGCUGAAGUGCCGGCGGCGAGACAACGGCCAGCUCGUCGCCAUCAAGAAAUUUCUGGAGACGGAGGACGACGCCGCCGUCCGCAAGAUGGCGCUCAGAGAGAUACGCAUGCUUAAGAAAUUGCGGCACGACCACUUGGUGAACAUGAUAGAAGUGUUCCGUCGCAAGCGGCGUUUCUAUCUGGUCUUCGAGUAUCUAGACCACACCCUGCUGGACGAGCUAGAGGCAGCUCGCGGCGGCCUUGGCGACCACACCUCGCGUAGACAUCUCUACCAGCUGCUCAAAGGCAUCGAUUACUGCCAUCAGAACUCGAUAAUCCAUCGCGACGUGAAGCCGGAGAACGUGCUGGUAUCGCAGGAAGGUGUUGUGAAGCUGUGCGAUCUAGGGUUUGCGCGCGCCCUCGCGGCCCCCGGCGAGCCUUACACGGAGUACGUAGCAACGCGCUGGUAUCGAGCACCCGAGCUGCUCGUUGCAGAACACAGGUACGGUCCGGAGGUAGACAUCUGGGCGAUUGGUUGCCUGUUCGCGGAGAUGCUGUCGGGUGAUCCUCUCUUCCCGGGAGACUCUGACAUCGAUCAGCUCGCGCUCAUCAUCAGAACUGUUGGGAAGCUAGCACCGAGACACCAGCAAGUGGUGUCCCGUCUGUCGGGCGGUGCGGCGCUGGGCGGGCAGGGCGGCGCGUGCGGUGCGGGCGCGGCACGGGGCUCGCUGCCCGGAGCGGGCGCCGCGCGAGACCUGCUCGCAGCCUGUUUGCGAACAGAGCCACGCGCGCGACCCACAGCCACGGUUCUGCUUAGACAUAAAUAUUUCACCGCGGAUGGUUUCGCAGAGAGCUUUAAUGCCGAGCUCAGAGCGAAGUUAGGCAAAGAGAUACGGACACCCCCGGCGCAGCAGAGCACGGCGCGCAGCGGCAAACCGCGUCAACAGUGGACCCUCAGUAUUAUGCAACCGGAAAAUAACAGUUCGAGAACAAACAGUACGAAUGGGGAAUCUCUCAUUGAUUAUAAUUACAACCCCAGUUCGGAAGCGCCGACAGAGGGCGCGCCGGCCGCAAAGAAAUCGUCUAGCGUCUUGUCGACCACACUGUCGUCGCACGUGACUGAAACUGACGAGGCGAGUGCGUCUUUGCCGGCGCCUCGGCCUCCCGUCACACGCUCCCUCUCACGCCUCGUCAACGAAACAUUCCAGACAUUUCCUGUCCCCGUCAGCACCUACCCAAGAACACCCUAUAUAAAGAAGGUGAACAGCAAGCUGGUGAUUGACAAAGAUAUGUUGGGGCAAUGUCUUAAGAAAUCUACGAAAUCUCAUCCCCCCAACUUCUCUUUACCUUAUGUUCCGGGAGCCAGUAACAGCCCCAUGAAGAAAGCCAAAAAGCCUCUAGCACAUUCCGUCAGAUCCUACGAUACCUGGGAUACUAUGCGCGGUGCAACAGAGUCUACUUUCGAGGCUCGCACGCCGACCAACCUGCCGUACAUGUGACUCUACAAGCACGGCUUCUAUAAGCUGUGCAACCGCCACUGACUUGUACACAAUGUACAUGCACCGCCUGCGACUUACUGACGACCGUAAUAGUUCAAUGUUCAGUCAACAGACUUGUGUCAAGCGUAUACAUUUUCAGUUAACGUUUGUACACUUUGUACAUGUUCAGUGUUCAGUAACUUGUGUACAGUACAUAUGCAG